Molecule: messenger RNA, 1589 nt
Organism: Brassica napus (rape)
Lineage: Eukaryota; Viridiplantae; Streptophyta; Magnoliopsida; Brassicales; Brassicaceae
Product: purine permease 1-like
Exons: 2
Coding region: 1-1071 (356 amino acids)
Cellular component (GO): membrane
Molecular function (GO): purine nucleoside transmembrane transporter activity
Source: RefSeq, a predicted model, not a curated record
AUGAUGAAGAACGGUCUGCUAAUCAUAGUAUGCAUUUUCUUGGCUAUAGGAACAUGUGGAGGUCCUUUGUUAACUCGUCUCUACUACACCAAAGGCGGAUCACGAAUCUGGUUCAUGAGCUUUCUUGCAACCGCAGGGUGUCCAAUCAUACUCAUCCCUCUCUAUGUCUCCUUCCUCCGCCGCAGCAACCGCAACCACAACAACUCCGAAACCGCAGAAAAAGCUAAGGUUUUCGUCAUGGAAACUCCUCUCUUCAUCGCAUCCAUCUUUAUCGGGUUGCUCAUUGGACUUGACAACUACUUAUACGCAUAUGGUUUAGCUUACCUGCCCGUUUCCACAUCAUCACUCAUUGUGGGAACUCAGUUAGCGUUCAAUGCGAUCUUUUCUUUCUUGAUGGUCAAGCAAAAGUUCACUCCGUUCUCUAUAAACGCCGUCGUUUUGUUGACGGUCGGUACAGGAGUCCUGGCCUUGCAUACCGACGGAGACAGGCCGGCUGACGUCAGCAAGAAGGAGUAUGUGGUUGGGUUCUUGUUGACUUUGAUUGCAGCUGUUCUCUACGCUUUUUUAAUGCCGCUCGUUGAGCUUACUUACAAGAAAGUUCGACAAGAAAUCACUUUCACACUUGUGCUCGAGAUGCAGAUGGUCAUGUGCUUCGCUUCUACUUGCUUCUGUCUCGUUGGGAUGGUUGUAAAAGGCGACUUCAAGGCUAUACCAAGAGAAGCAAGAGAGUUCAUGAUCGGAAGCUCCUUGUUUUACUACACGUUGAUUGUGGUCAUAGGGAUAGUAUGGCAAUGCUUCUUCUUAGGAGCCUUAGGGGUUGUGUAUUGUGCGUCGUCUCUAGCUUCUGGUGUUUUCGUCAGUGUUCUUCUUCCGGUGACGGAAGUUUUGGCCGUCGUAUGUUUCCGAGAGAAGUUUAAGGCGGAGAAAGGUGUUGCCCUCCUUCUCUCUCUUUGGGGAUUUGUCUCUUACUUCUACGGUGAGUUUAAAUCCGGUAAGAAAGUUAUCGAUAGUCCUCAGUCUCCAGGAACAGAACUGCCUCCACUUCCAGUUAGUGGCUCUGAUGUUGCUUGAAGGUAGUGUACUUUUCUGUUGCUCUUUAUUUUCUGUUAUGUGUGAUUGUGUGUAUCUUUUUGGUGUGUGAAUAUGUUACUGUUCUUCUUGUGGACAGUAGCUGCCCUGAUACCAAGCGGUGGAAGCUUGAGCUUCCGGCCGACAAUAAAUACAUAAUUUAUCGGCCUUCGUUUGAACAGUAAUUGUCUAUAGCAUAAUGGUUAAGCCGUUAGGUUGAGCCUUAGAGGUAACGUCUUCGAAGCCUACAUCCUUCAAAUGCAAUUAAAAUUUUUUCAUUCAUAUUUAUAAGCGGUUUUUAUUUUCUGUUAGGCUUCCAGCCUUCGAAUUCAUCGGGCCGGCACUGCUUGUGGAUAACAAAACCAAUAAUUGUAUACGCAAGUGUAAAUGUGAAAAUAUUUGAUAAAUGAAAUAAAUUAAAACAUAAGUAGUAAGAUAGAAUUUCUAGAGAGAUGAUUACAAUAUAAAGAUAAAGGAAAUCUAAGUGAUGAAAGGUCUAUGAUUACAUAUAACUAAAACAA